Messenger RNA from Eufriesea mexicana, 1688 nucleotides. RefSeq names its product methyl farnesoate epoxidase. The coding region runs from base 1 to 1515 and encodes 504 amino acids. Gene Ontology annotation, cellular component: cytoplasm; intracellular membrane-bounded organelle. The record is from RefSeq and is a predicted model, not a curated record. The transcript has 9 exons. Lineage: Eukaryota; Metazoa; Arthropoda; Insecta; Hymenoptera; Apidae. Gene Ontology annotation, molecular function: heme binding; steroid hydroxylase activity; iron ion binding. Gene Ontology annotation, biological process: xenobiotic metabolic process.
AUGUUCUAUGCAGUCAUUUCUCUUCUUCUUGUAUUUUUUUGUAUUUUUUGCAUUUAUGAUUGCAUCAAACCACACAAUUUUCCUCCCGGUCCAAAAUGGUUGCCACUGAUCGGAUGCAUUUUUGCAUUUCGACGAUUAAAGCUAAAACACAAAUACGCUUUCUUGGCAUUUCAAGAAUUGACGAAAACCUAUGGUCCGAUUUUGGGACUAAAAUUGGGGAAUCAGAAAGUCGUUGUGAUUUCAACGCACGAUCUUGUGAAGAAAGUUCUUCUACAGGACGAAUUUAAUGGCAGACCAGAUGGAUUCUUCUUUAAAGUCCGUGCAUUUGGAAAAAAGAAAGGUAUUUUAUUUGCGGAGGGCACUACAUGGUCUCAGUGUCGCCGCUUUACAAUGCGUCAUCUCAGAACUUUUGGUCUAGGUCAAUCAAUUAUGGAAAAACAUUUAACUAUUGAAGCUCAAAAUCUUGUGAAUUACCUUCAUCGUGCUAGUGCCAAGGGCCCAGUACUAAUGCAUACAGCUUUCGACAUUGCCGUUCUAAAUUCUCUAUGGUAUAUGUUUGCUGGUCACACAUUUGACUAUGAAAAUGAGAAACUGCAAGAAAUUCUUCAAACUGUCCACGAUGCUUUCAGAUUGAUGGAUACAAUGGGUGGCAUUGUUUCGCAAAUGCCAUUUCUACGGUUCAUAAUACCAGAAUUAUCUGGUUACAACGACUUAAUGAGAAUACUGCAGAAGCUUUGGAAUUUCUUAGAUGAAGAGAUCAGUGUUCACGAAAAACAAUUAUCUCGAAAUCAACCAGAGAAUUUGAUCGAAGCUUUUCUUUUAGAAAUUUCGUCAAAAAGUAGCGAUUGUGAUGAUUCUAUUUUUAAUCGAGAAAAUUUGUUGGUUGUGUGCCUGGAUCUUUUUUUGGCCGGUUCGAAGACUACUACAGAUACUUUAGCGGCUAUUUUUCUAUUUUUAUCUUUGCAUCCUGAAUGGAUUAAAAUACUCCAAAAAGAAUUGGAUACCGUUCUAGGUAGAUCUCGAUCUCCUAGUGUAGAAGAUUAUUCAUCAUUACCUAUGAUGGAGUCGUUUCUGGCAGAGAUACAGAGAUUUUUGAAUUUGGCGCCAUUUGGAUUACCUCACAAGACUAUGAAAAAUACAAUUUUGAACGGAUAUACUAUACCUAAGGAUACCGUAAUCCUUCUGGAUUUCCACAGUGUGCAUAAUGAUCAAGUUUACUGGGAUCAUCCAGAAGAGUUUCAACCACAACGAUUUCUUGACGUGAAUGGGCGAUUUUGUCAGAAUAAUUCAAACAUUCCAUUUGGAUUAGGUAAAAGACGUUGUCCUGGUGAAACUCUGGCCCGGACAACCUUAUUCUUAUUCUUCGCCUACGUUAUACAUUACUUUGACAUCGAAAUUUCACCGGAGCAUGGCAAGCCGGAUCCGGAUGGACACGAUGGUUUCACUAUAUCACCAAAAUCUUAUUAUUUGAAACUUACGGCGAGAUCUGAUAUUAUAAAUAGCGUCACCGUGUAAAUGAUAUAGAUGAUUAGUUAAAAAUAAACAAAGAAAUAUUUAACAAACACGUUAAAACCCAAUAUAAAAGGACUGAUUUGCCACGUGGCGUGUGAGUUAAGGUACAUUUGGACUUCUGCGAAACGAACUGAUUUCGUCGAACACGUAAAACGACGCAUAAAGCGACUUUCACG